ACACUAGGUUUUCGAGCCAUGGACGCAGCAUACGCAUAAAUUGAUUUGGCGGUUGCACGACCCUUGGAGAUAAGUACUGUACGCCACCGCAGCGCCUGCUUGCAUUCAUUCGGCUGUAAACUUCUCACAGCUCUGAGAGCAAGAGUGCUCUCACACGCACUGCAGCAUCGCUCGUCGCCGCGUGACCGCCGAAGCGCUGAAGCCGCAUUACACAAAUGCCAGCGCCCUUCCCCACCGUGCGAAAUUGCGUGCUCGUACCAACGAAACGCUUCGCGGCGCUCGAGCGCCGCGGCCGCGCCGUCGAGUGCGUCUGGGACGCCCUGACGCCGGACUGGUCCAUUGCCCAACUCAAGGAAGGCCACCGCUUCUCGAACGACGACGCCUUCUGCGGCUUUUUUGCGGCAGAAGCCGCACCGACCGCGCGGCGGUUGUUAGACCUCGGCAGCGGCGUCGGCAGCGUGGGCCUCAUCACUUUGUGGCGGUCGUUGCCGGAAGCCACACUAACGUGCGUCGAGGCCCAGUCCUUGUCUCAUGAUCUAUGUCAACGAACUAUAACAAAAAACAAGCUUGAUGCCAGAGUCGAGUUGGUCCUCGAAGACCUGCGACAUUUCGACGGCCACCACAAAUACGACCUCGUCACGGGCAGCCCGCCCUACUUCGCUCCCGAAGAUGGUGUCGCGUCGCCGCACGACCAGAGGGCCUUUUGUAGGUUGGAAUUUCGGGGCGGUCUUGAUGAUUAUUGUGAGUGCGCAUCGCGAGCUUUAUGUGAUGGAGGGACCUUCGCUUUUGUGAUGGCGGCGCAGGACUCGCGGUGUGAGAGCGCGCCGGCUAAACACGGCUUCGGCAUUGUGCGGCGCGUCGACGUCGUCUUCAAGGCGGGUCGGAAACCACACAUCUGCGUCUGCGUGUGCGCGCGGCUCGGUGAUCCGCGGCUCGCUUCUCCAGUGACGGAGACGCUCGUGCUGCGCGAUGGGGAAGGGAAACGGACGCGCGCGUAUCGCGUCUGGCAGGAGCGGUCCCGGCUUCCUUCGAUGGUGCCGGCGGAGGACGUUGAGGCGGCGCUGGACGAUUUGGUGCGGGCGCAGGAUCGGGCAGCUCUAGUGGACGCGGUCGCCGCGGCGGAGGCUUUAGGUAUGAGGGCGGACCCGGGAUCCGAGGAGCUCUGCGCCGCGAAGGCGCGGCUCGCGGAGCUUGUUUAG
Pelagomonas calceolata is the source of this 1199-nucleotide messenger RNA. Lineage: Eukaryota; Pelagophyceae; Pelagomonadales; Pelagomonadaceae. The record is from the annotation of a GenBank genome assembly.